Carcharodon carcharias (great white shark) is the source of this 3012-nucleotide messenger RNA. RefSeq lists its product as uncharacterized. Gene Ontology annotation, biological process: mitochondrial fusion; release of cytochrome c from mitochondria; extrinsic apoptotic signaling pathway in absence of ligand. NCBI's taxonomy places the organism in Eukaryota, Metazoa, Chordata, Chondrichthyes, Lamniformes, Lamnidae. Gene Ontology annotation, cellular component: mitochondrial outer membrane. The coding region runs from base 360 to 977 and encodes 205 amino acids. The transcript has 6 exons. Gene Ontology annotation, molecular function: channel activity; protein heterodimerization activity; protein homodimerization activity. The record is from RefSeq and is a predicted model, not a curated record.
AGGGGAUCCUCUCUGACUUGUGCUGACACGAAGCUCCGGGGCCGCUCUGAUUGACAGCGCUGUCGGCCAAUGGGAAAAAGAAACCGCACAUAGCCCCCCCGACGGCACCAGGGCUGAGAGCCAAUGGGAAGCAAGGGGGGGAGGGAAUUUUCCCAACCGGGAGAAAAAGUUGGAAGUGAAGUUUGGACUUGAAAGAGAGAUAAAAUUCCCUUCGGUGCGGUGACGCGAGAAGGGAGAUCAUAAGAAGUGACCUCACGGUGUGUGCAACAAGAGAACAGGCGGAAGUUAGUUUUUUAUUGGCAAGGUGGUAGUUUGUUGUAACUAUUUUAAGGGUGUUGAACAUUUCCACCCGGUGGGCCAUGGCGAGCUUCAAUGGCAGAGACGAGUCGGGAGAGGAGGUUGAUGGCGGAGCAGCGAUGGGCCCUGAUUCGAUAAACAGGACUCUAAAUAGACAAUCUGGAGCUCUCUUGCGUAGAUUUAUAUUGGAGACAAUACAUGAAGAAGAUCCGCAAGCCCAACUCAGCCCUGAGGAUCUUGGUGGUUCCAGGAAAGAGAUUGAUGACCCUACAAUCAAGGAAAUAUGCAAGAGUUUGAAGAAAAUUGGGGAUGAGCUGAACAGAAAUGCUGAAUUACAGCACGUAAUCGAGAACGUACCUCUUGAAAACAUCCGAGAUAUAUUAUACAAAGUGGCUGAAGGGAUAUUAGUUGCUGAUGGCUUGAACUGGGGACGAAUUGUAACCUUCCUCUAUUUUGCAGGCAAGCUUGUUUCUAAGGCACUGAAAAAAUUGAGAGCAAUGAUUCAACCCAUAAUCAAUUGGUCUUUAGAUUUGAUUCAAACCCGUGUUAUUCCAUGGAUUCAGCAACAAGGUGGAUGGGAGAUGAUCUUUUCUUACUUUGGAACUCCCACAUGGCAGACUUUUGCAGUCUUUUCUGCGGGCCUAGUUACUGGCAUUUUGGCGAUAAUGAGAUUGACCUAACAACACUGUUCCUUACGUUUGGCUAUUCACUUUCGAUAUGCAGACUGCAAUCCAAUGGUUUAUUCUCCAAUUCUCUUGCACCUGAAGCUACGGGAAUCCUCUGUACAGAUCUGUCAUACUUGAAAUAGUGGGAUUGCUAAUAAUGAACUUUUGAAUUGUUGGACAGUUUUAUAUUUAUCCUUAUUACUUGAUUUUAAUUUUUACAUACUUUUUUAGAAUUAGUUUUUUUUUGGUUUGAAGUGGAUACUUUUUCCAACCAGCUGACUUAUUUUAAAACUUGCAGCAAAUGUGCCUGAUAAAGCACUGGCUAAUAAUAUAGCAAGUGUUAAUAAUGAACUUUUUAAUACUGGUGCCAAAAAACUUAGGAUAAAACUGUUGGUUUGACAUCUGAAGAAGCUAAGUUAUCUUAAAAACCAGUUAGAUUUAUUUUACCUUUUUAAGGUCCUUGUCUUACUAUUUUUGACAUUACAGCAGGCAAUUUAAAAUAAAAACUGUUGCUGGCCUUGAACUGGCCACAAUCAGAAUCAGGAACAUAGCAUUCAACUUAAUGCCAUUCAGCCCCUGGCAUCUGUUCUGCUAUUAAGUUGUGUCAUGGCUCAUCUAUAUCUUGACUGCAUGGUUCCAUGACCCUUAAUACUCUUGCUUAACAAAAAUCCAUCAGUCUCAGUUUUGAAGUCUUUAUUCAGCCCCGAGCCUCACAAAUUUUUAUAGGAGUCGGUUUCAGAUUUACACUACUCCUUGUAGAAGAAAUGCUUUGUUUUUUGCAUCACUUCAGAAUGGUCUGGCUCUAAUUUUAAGGUCAUGCUGCUUUGUUUUGGAUUCUCUCACCUGAGGUAACUUUCAAUCGAUCUACCCUAGCGAAUCCUUUAGCCAUUUUAAGCACCUCAGUUAGAUCACCCCUUAAGUUUCCAUGCUGAAAGGAGCACAAGCCAAGCCUGUGCAAUAUAACUUCAUAAUUUUAGCUCUCUAUCAUUCUGGUGAAUCUGACCUCCAUCCUCUUUCAAGGCCACUGUGCCCUUCCUGCAGUGCAGUGUCACAAACAGAAUGCAGUACUCUGAAUAAUAGCUUUAAUAUUGUUAAAGUUACUUCUACCCCUUUGUAUUCCAUCCCCCUUGAGAUAAUGAUUAGCGUUAUGUUUUGCCUUUUUACUUCACUCCAUACAUGUGCUGAAGCUCUGCCAGGCAUUUCACUCCAUUGUGCUGCAGCUUGGACACCUCUUUGCAUCACUGUUGAAAGGACCUGGAGCAAUAGAUGUUUGUAGCAAACUUUGUGUCAUUUGUGAUAUAUUUGAAAUGCAUAUAUUCUAAGUCAGAAGGUUGUGGUUCACUGCACGUUUACAUGUUCGAAUUUAUUUCAUACUGUGAAGGAGCUACAAUUUGAAUUAUGUUAGUGCAUUGAUUUAAGUAAUUGUUAAAGUAUCCUUUUCCGUAUUUGAAUUCAUUAACGUAUAUUGUGAUAAUGUAACAUUAUAUGUCAACAAAUUUAGGGCACAGCAAUAACUUUAUUUAUAUAGCUCCUUUAAUGUCAAACAUCCCAAGCCGUUUCACAGGAGUGUUAUGAAACAAAAUAUGACACUGAACCAUUUAAGGAGAUGCUAGGUCAGAUGAUCAAAUGUUUGGUCAAAGAGGUAGGUUUUAAGAUGUGCCUUAAAGGAUGAAAACAGGACAGGGAGAGAGAAAGAAAUGUAGGGAGCUUAGGAGCUCAGCAAACGAAGGUUUGCCACCAAUGAUGGAGCUAUCAAAAUUGGAGAUGCUCUCUUAAGAGGACAGAAUUACUUGAGUGCAGAUAUUUCGGAGGGUUGUGUCACUAGAAGAGAUUACAGAGAUAGGAAGGGGUGAGGCCAUGGAGGGAUUUGAAAUCAAUGCUGGGAAUUUCGAGAUAAAGACAUCACUUGACUGGGAGCCAAAGUAGGUUAGCGAGCACAAGGUGAUAGGGGAAUGGGCUUGGUGCAUGGGCAGCAGAGUUUUAAAAGAUCUCAUUACCUUCGGCUAAUUGUUAAAAUGCUGCCAUUAGUUGAAUAAAGGAUUUAGAUUGG